This is a messenger RNA of Aureococcus anophagefferens, 1101 nucleotides long. RefSeq lists its product as hypothetical. The transcript has a single exon. The coding region runs from base 1 to 1101 and encodes 366 amino acids. Lineage: Eukaryota; Pelagophyceae; Pelagomonadales; Pelagomonadaceae. The record is from RefSeq and is a predicted model, not a curated record. Gene Ontology annotation, cellular component: membrane. Gene Ontology annotation, molecular function: membrane insertase activity. Gene Ontology annotation, biological process: protein insertion into membrane.
AUGGUCGACCCGUCCCUCGUCGACGCGGCGACGGCCUUCGACGCGUCGGCCUUCCACAGCACGCUCGAGCUCGCGGCCAUCCAGGGCCGCACGUGCGUCGAGGACGCGAGCUGGUGGUGCACGGUGCAGAACGGCGUCCAGGGCGCGAUCGAGGGCCUCCACGACGGCAUCCACGACGGCCUCGGCAUCAAGCAGAACUCCUGGGGCAUCUCCAUCAUCCUCUUCACGGCGUUCCUGCGCACGGUCAUCUACCCGCUCAACUUCAUCUCCUACGAGUCGACGGAGCGCAACAAGGCGUUGAAGCCCUACAUGGACAAGAUCAAGGACCGCUACGGCGAGGACCAGCAGGCCGUGAACCUGGCGACGGCGAAGCUCUACGAGAUGACGGAGACGAACCCGCUCGCGGGCUGCCUGCCGGCCAUCGCCCAGAUCCCCGUCUUCAUCGCGCUCUACCGGUCCGUGCUGAACUUGGCGUUCGACCAGAAGAUCGGCGAGGGCUUCUUCUUCGUGCCGAACCUGGAGGGCCCGACGUACGACAACGGCCGGGGCAUCCAGUGGCUCACGGACAACUGGGUCGACGGCGUGCCGUCCCUGGGCUGGCACGACACGCUCGCCUUCCUCGCGCUGCCCGUCGCGCUCGUCAUCACGCAGUCGAUCUCCAUGCGGGUGCUGACGCCGCCGCCGGACCCGAACGACAAGAGCGCGCAGAACGCGAACCGCGUGCUCAAGUACCUGCCGCUCAUGAUCGGCUGGUUCUCGGCGAACGUGCCCUCCGGCCUCGGCCUCUACUGGAUGACGUCGAACGUCUUCUCCGUCGCGGGGUCGCUCGGCGCCAAGGCCUACCUCAAGGCCAACCCGCCGAAGCUCGACGUCGAGCUCCGCGAGCUCGGCCUCGACGACGAGUCCGCGGGCGUCAAGCUCCCCGCGACGCUCGAGGAGGCCCUCGUCGAGGCCCGCGUGAACGCGCGGCCGGACCGCACGCCGCUCCGCCGCGGCGUCCAGCCCAUCCCCGUCUUCCUCACGGUCGACGCGACGGCCGCCGUCGCCAACGCCGAGGACGAGCUCAUGAUCGCCGACGACGUCGAGAUCAUGUCCCGCUAG